Messenger RNA from Eptesicus fuscus (big brown bat), 1245 nucleotides. It is a transcript of the gene MDFI, whose product is annotated as MyoD family inhibitor. The coding region runs from base 61 to 801 and encodes 246 amino acids. The record is from RefSeq and is a predicted model, not a curated record. Lineage: Eukaryota; Metazoa; Chordata; Mammalia; Chiroptera; Vespertilionidae. The transcript is spliced from 5 exons.
GGCCCCGGCGAUCUUGGCCGAGACGGCGCCGCGCGGACCUCCGAGCGCCGUCCCGGGCCGAUGUCCCAGGUGAGUGGCCAGCACUCCCCUCGUCGCGACGCUCCCCAUGAAGCCCCCAGCGCAGCCCCCGGCCCAGCCCAGACCCCAUCGCCCCUGCCUGGGCUGGAGGCAGGGACAGGACCCACUCACUCUGUGGAGGCAGUGCUAGAAGAGGGCUCCCUGGAGGAGGAGGCACCCCCCAUGCCUCAAGGCAAUGGCCCGGGGGCCCCCCAGGCCCUGGACAGCACUGACCUCGACGUCCCCACAGAAGCUGUGACACGCCAGCCACAGGGGAACCCCUUGGGCUGCACCCCACUACUGGCGAAUGGCUCUGGCCACCCGUUGGAGCUGGGCGGCGCCAGGCGGGCGGGGAAUGGUGCCCUGGGCGGCCCCAAGGCCCACCGGAAGCUGCAGGCUCACCCAUCUCUCGCCAGCCAGGGCAGCAGGAAGAGCAAGGGCAGCACCAAACCCGCGGCCUCCCAGAUCCCGCUCCAGGCACAGGAGGACUGCUGCGUGCACUGCAUCCUGUCCUGCCUGUUCUGCGAGUUCCUGACGCUGUGCAACAUCGUCCUGGACUGCGCCACGUGCGGCUCCUGCAGCUCCGAGGACUCGUGCCUCUGCUGCUGCUGCUGCGGCUCCGGCGAGUGCGCCGACUGCGACCUGCCCUGCGACCUGGACUGCGGCAUCCUGGACGCCUGCUGCGAGUCGGCCGACUGCCUGGAGAUCUGCAUGGAGUGCUGCGGGCUCUGCUUCUCCUCCUGACCGCGGCCCCGCAGCUCCAGGGGGCGGCCGGGGCUGGCGCCCAAAGCUGAUCGGCCCCCUCCCGUCCCCCCUCCCCCGCCCGGGACCUCCCAGAACCCCAGCCCAGUGAGGGGGGGGGGCGCUCCGGGGACCACCUCAGUCCCGGGAGCCGGGGACCUGGCGGCGGGGGGCUAGGGUGGGACCCGCUCGGGGACGGGGGCGCGGAACACUGUGAACGUCGGGGGAGGGCAGGGGCGCGGGAGGCGGGGCUGUGCGCUUCUCUACCUCUCCCUGCCCCCGGCGCCCGCCUCCCGCUGCGCCCAGGCUGAGAGCGCAGCAAAAUGUGAAAAGAGGCGCCCGCCCCGCCCUCAGCCGGCCCCUCCCUGCUCCUCUUUCCUGGGCUGUGGGGGUGGGGUGGGGUGACCCGUACAGUGACCCCAGCGCGCAGAGCUGGGCUCGGACCGG